Penaeus vannamei (Pacific white shrimp) is the source of this 633-nucleotide messenger RNA. The record is from RefSeq and is a predicted model, not a curated record. Lineage: Eukaryota; Metazoa; Arthropoda; Malacostraca; Decapoda; Penaeidae.
AUGUUCUUAAACAGAAACAAGUACAGUAGCAACAAGAGUGCUAGACAACACACUGUAAGCAACAACGGAGGUCAGAUCUCUAAAGUUCUCGAGAAAACUGUUGCGCAACACAAGACAAACAUGGACCUAACAGUCGCCCAGGGCAAAGAGGACGACGAUGAAGAAGGCAACGAAAACCAUGCCGCGGUGACCGCCAUGCACGACGCGGGCGAGACGCCCACGUACGCCUACCCGCCCUUGACUCCUUCGUACAACCUGGCUAGCAACCCGUCUCAGGAGGCUCCGGCGCCGCGGACGCCCCCUAUGUAUUUACCGAGAAGGAGUCCCCGACGGCGCCUUCGUACUCGAGCCCGAGGGAGUCGCCGCCUCUCGCGGGCUACACCAAGAUGGGCGCCUCCAGCCGGCGUCGUCGUACGCCAACAGCUCGAGCUCGAACACCCGACCCUCUCGUCGCCGAACUCGAAGGCGAUGCCGUCUUCGCCCACCAACCGGAGCUCCUCUUCGAAUUCCUCGACCAACAGCAGCCCACCCACGCCCUCCAGAAACAAGCACCGACUUUCCUCUAGUUCCCACUCGAGAGGACGUCUUCGCACGCGCCAACAUAACAGGAAACCGCCUCCACCCGUCCCAUGA